UGGCUAACCUCAAAUCAGAAAAAGAAAAAUGGGUUCUCUGAGGCUUUGUGCGGCACUCUUACUGUGCAUUUUAGCAGCGGCCGAUGCGCAGAGCGCGUCCAACGUGCGCGCGACGUACAAUCUCUACAAUCCGUCGCAGAUCGGGUGGGACUUGAACAGAGGCAGCGUUUACUGCGCCACGUGGGACGCGGACAAGCCUCUCGAGUGGCGCCAGAGGUACGGAUGGACCGCCUUCUGCGGACCUGUGGGCCCCACUGGCCAGGCCUCUUGUGGACAGUGCUUGUUGGUAACAAACACAAGGACAGGGGCCCAGGUGACAGCGAGGAUUGUGGACCAAUGUAGCAAUGGAGGGCUGGAUUUAGACAAGGCCGUCUUCGAUCAGAUCGACACCGAUGGAAAUGGCAAUGCUCAAGGCAACAUGAUCGUUAACUACCAGUUCGUCAACUGUGGCGACUGACCAAACACACACAUACAGGCCUUCAACUACCAUCUUAUAGCUAAUACUAGAAAUAAGGAUGUCUUAUUAUCAAUAAACAGAUCGAUAUCUGACCGUCCAUCUUCUUACUGAUUGUGUUUUGAUCAUAAAACUAAGUAUCAUUUUGUAAAAAUGAAAAAUUAAAAGGUUGGUUUAUUUUCUUUUUA
Magnolia sinica is the source of this 642-nucleotide messenger RNA. RefSeq names its product pathogenesis-related protein PR-4-like. The transcript has 2 exons. NCBI's taxonomy places the organism in Eukaryota, Viridiplantae, Streptophyta, Magnoliopsida, Magnoliales, Magnoliaceae. The record is from RefSeq and is a predicted model, not a curated record. Gene Ontology annotation, biological process: defense response to bacterium; defense response to fungus. Gene Ontology annotation, molecular function: RNA nuclease activity. The coding region runs from base 29 to 457 and encodes 142 amino acids.